Molecule: messenger RNA, 429 nt
Organism: Caenorhabditis remanei
Lineage: Eukaryota; Metazoa; Nematoda; Chromadorea; Rhabditida; Rhabditidae
Exons: 3
Coding region: 1-429 (142 amino acids)
Biological process (GO): mitochondrial respiratory chain complex IV assembly
Cellular component (GO): mitochondrial inner membrane
Source: RefSeq, a predicted model, not a curated record
AUGGUGAAUUGUCGGACGACAAUCGUCGCUGCUCGUCGACUUGUGAGCUCCACGACUCGUUGUGCUCAAUCAGGAGCUCCGGGAGCAGGAGCAGGAGGAAAAUUGCCGACUGAGACGACGAAUAAGUUCACGCAGGUUGAAAAAAAGAAAGAUGACGAAAUGCUGGAAACGAUCGACAUCGAAGAUCUACCAAGACCACAGAAACGAUUCGCCAAACAGUUUGAAAAGGUAAACCAAGAGCGUGUGAAGGAGAUCUUCGCAAAGAACUACAAGAAUCACAUCUCGUUCGCCGUGUUGAUUGGCGUCGUCGUCGGAAUCUACUUCUAUACAAUGUAUUCAGUGAAACAGGAGACGUUCCUCGAGGAAAUCGACGAGGAGAUGGCGGCGACGAAUCCAAAGACUCACGGACAUCUUGCCAAGAAAUUGUAG